This is a messenger RNA of Mercenaria mercenaria, 1824 nucleotides long. RefSeq lists its product as uncharacterized. The coding region runs from base 1 to 1824 and encodes 607 amino acids. The record is from RefSeq and is a predicted model, not a curated record. The transcript is spliced from 7 exons. Lineage: Eukaryota; Metazoa; Mollusca; Bivalvia; Venerida; Veneridae.
AUGGGAUAUUAUGCAAUAACCGUGUUGGUGCUUUACAGACAUGAUAUUCAUACGCUCUCAAAAGACCUUGGAUCAUCGGUAACUAGUUUCAAUAUCACAGGCCUUAAACUAGAAGAGAAUACGAAUUAUUAUACAGUUGUGCAAGCCUACAAUCUUGCUGGACUCCACACCACUGAAGUAUCUGAUGGUUUCAUGUUGGAUCUUCAGUCACCAACAACUGGGAUUGUACAUGAUGGUUUUGUUAUGACAGAUAUACAUGCUACAAGUUCAAUGCAGUCAGUUCGUUCAUUUUGGCAUGGAUUCUCAGACUUGGAAUCCGGAAUAAAGAACUACGAAUACUGUGUUUCACUAAAUGAUGGCAUGUGUGAUGUGGACGCUUUGCACGAUGUAGGGAUUGCUACCCGGAAGGAAUACACUGCAGCGAAACCUUUUGGACAAGGUAGCAUCGUGAGAGCUGGAGUAAGAGCAAGUGACGGUUCAGGACAUGUGUCAGAAAUCGUUUUUUCAAACGGGAUUGUUGUUGACGUCACACCACCUGCAAGGGUCAAAUUUGAUCUUUGUGAAGAUAAUAUCAUUGCAGACUUUUCAUUUGAACACUUUCCGGAAACCAAUGAAACGUACUGCCAUAACAUUAGUAACAAUGACUGGCUUAUUUCCGAGAGAACCUGCAUCCGGACAUUAAAUUCAAACAUGGCAGAGCAAGGUAGAACAAAUAUCUUGUUACAGGGAUCGGUUUCUCAAUCACUCUCUGUUGAAAACUACGGAAGAUACCGGUUAACAUUUUACACGUCAACCAUUCCAUCCGAAGGACAGGUUUUAUCCGCCCACGAAGGCUACAUUGAUGUCGGCAACGAAAGAUACAUCUUUUUACUGUACGUCAGGUCUAACACAGGUUCGUAUGAAUGGCAGAAACAUACUUUCUUCUUCCUCUUGCAAGCAAAUGACACUAACUUGAGCAUCGGAACUGUGAAAAGAAGUACAGCCUUCGCAGUUGACAAUGUCGUGUUUCAGCUUUAUAAACACUCGGUGACAGAACCUGCAGAAUCCUUCUCACAUAUAAAUGCGCACACGGUAUUUGUUCACGACUGGUCCUCAAUUUAUGCAGAAUGGAUAUUUAUAGAUGAGGAAACGGAAAUUGUCGAAUAUCUAUGGGCUAUAGGUACAGUUCAAGGUGGCACUCAAUUACAAGCCUUUACAAGUGUUGGUAGGCGGACAUUUGCUAAUGCAUACUCUUUACAUUUCGAGCAUAAUUCAAAUGUACAUGUCACUGUUGUGGCAAUCAAUGCAGCAGUAUUACGGACGAAAAGCUAUUCAUCCCCAGUGAUAAUAGAUCUUACACCACCAACAUUCAGAUAUGUACAUGAUGGCCCAGAUAAAGAUAUGGACAUUGACUAUCAAAAGGACAUGGAAGUUGUAACUCACUGGGAUGUAUUUGAUUUAGAAUCAGAUAUUGAAGAAUGUCAUUGGGCAAUAGGAACAUCCAAAGGGGAUACGUCCAUACAGACAUUUCUAAACGUUGACAUAAACUCCCGAAAUGCUUAUAAGAAACUCAGCACAGUUCCAGAUGUUAGCAUUUUUUCCACCAUCCGAUGCAAGAACAAAGCAGGCCUGACAAGUAUUGAAUAUUCUGACGGUGUUAAAAUACUAAAAGAUGCGCCUUCAGUUAAUGAAGUGAUACUUGAAUUAAUGACAACUUCAGCUACUCAGUUCCAACCGCGGAGUAUGUACCACGGGAACAGUUCUGAGAUAAAAUUUCGAUGGACUGGUUUUAGACGUAACGAGGGCAUAAACAGCUAUAUUGUAAGCAAUUUUGCAAUGUCUUAG